UUUGUUGUGCAUUUUCUGUCAGUUGGGUGUAUUUUGAUAAGGCAUAAGGAAAAUCCGUUUAUAAAAUGUAUUUUCAGUGAUAAAGACUUGUAAUUGGAUUAUGUGGUGUGUCCAUCCCCUGCUUAUAAUAAUAAAUGAAUGAUUAAUGUUCUGAGAAACUUAGCAAAGCUCGGUUUCAUUUAGCCAUUUACGAUGUAGAUCAGCUUUUGUUCAGAUAUUUGCCUCGGAUAAGAAGAAUACAUACAUAUCAGAUACGGGAAAAUGAUACAUUGGAAUAUAGGCAAAUGGAGGAAGUUGUUGAUUUUCUUAAUAAUUAUCGCUUUUCUCCUGGCGACUUGUCAAAUAUUGCAAGGUGAAAAUGGAAAACAACGAUGGACCACAAAAGCGGCACAAAACCACAUUCCGCUGAUAAUUUGGUGGACACCCUUACUUGACGGUGGUUAUGACUCAAAGCGAAUGUGCGAAACGAAUUUUUGUAAAUUCACCACAAAACGGGAUCAACUGAACGAGGCAAAGGCCAUUUUAUUUUAUGGAUCUAAUGUGAAAAUUGGUGACUUCCCUCUUCCACGGCAACCUCAUCAUAUAUGGGCCCUAAUACACGAAGAAUCGCCGCGAAAUGUUCCGUUUAUGCCAUAUAUGGAGUGGCUUCAACAUUUUAAUUUUACGUCGACUUUUAGUCGCCACAGUAAUAUGCCGCUUACGACGUAUUAUUUGACUGACGUAGAUAAUUUAACAAGUCCCACCUAUGUUAUACCCAUUGGAGAAAAAUCAAGACACAAAGACGAAGCUCUGGUACUUUUUAUGCAAUCAGACUGUGAUACUAUGUCCGGACGCGAUGAUUAUGUAAAGGAGUUAAUGAAUUACAUUAAAGUGGAUUCAUACGGCACGUGUCUAAAGAAUCGCAAGUUGCCUCCCAGUCUGCAGAAAAUUCAACAUGACUACCUAAAUAAUCUAUACUCUCCCGAACUGUUAAAAUUCAUGGCACGCUAUAAGUUUAUAAUGUCGUAUGAAAAUGGUGUUUGCGAAGAUUACAUAACGGAGAAAUUUUGGAGACCCCUUAUUGCAGGAGCCAUACCGAUUUAUUUUGGCUCGCCUUCAAUAAAGGAUUGGUCUCCAAACGAAAAAUCAUUUAUAAAUGUGCGAGAUUUUAAGAGUCCGGAAUCAUUAGCCAUUUACCUAAAGGAAUUGGAUUCACACGACAAAGCAUACAAUUCCUAUUUAAAUCAUAAGUACAAUAUGCUUCAGCCAAUUUCUAACAAGCGGCUAUUGGACGAGCUCAAUUCGCGUAAAGCAGCAAUGUACAAUGGUGAUAUAUUUCAAAGCUUUGAAUGCGCCGUCUGCUCAUACGUUCAUGAACAGACAAAACAAGCAAAACGUCAAAUGGCGUCAGAACUGCCUUACCAAUGUUCGCAUGAGCCCGUGUACCCAUCUAUGUAUGCUAAAGUUUCAAACUAUGAGGAUUGGUAUUCAAUAAUGUCCGUAGGCAAAUGCAAAGCUAUUAUACUAGACAAUUUGUUUAAACGCAACAAGAAUUUUUCAGACGCGGAAUUUAUGAAAAUGUUAAAUAAAGAUCUAUCUCUUGGUAAAUGUUGAAUAUAAUACAAACAUAUCUAAUUAAAAUUGAA
Molecule: messenger RNA, 1625 nt
Organism: Stomoxys calcitrans (stable fly)
Lineage: Eukaryota; Metazoa; Arthropoda; Insecta; Diptera; Muscidae
Gene: FucTB
Product: alpha-(1,3)-fucosyltransferase B
Exons: 4
Coding region: 262-1593 (443 amino acids)
Cellular component (GO): membrane
Molecular function (GO): alpha-(1->3)-fucosyltransferase activity
Source: RefSeq, a predicted model, not a curated record